Messenger RNA from Mesocricetus auratus (golden hamster), 1944 nucleotides. Its product is annotated as alpha-1-antitrypsin 1-6. Gene Ontology annotation, biological process: negative regulation of endopeptidase activity. The transcript is spliced from 5 exons. Lineage: Eukaryota; Metazoa; Chordata; Mammalia; Rodentia; Cricetidae. Bases 44 to 1282 code for a protein of 412 amino acids. Gene Ontology annotation, molecular function: serine-type endopeptidase inhibitor activity. The record is from RefSeq and is a predicted model, not a curated record.
GCCCAGCCCACGAGCUUCUCACUGCCUGUGCCGACUCCGCUCAAUGAUGACACCCUUUUUCUCCCAUGGACUCCUCUUGCUAGCAGGCCUAUGCUACCUGUUUCCCAGAACCCAAGCUACAUAUGAAGAACUCUACAAUAACAUGGACAUUAAUCGUUUUCACUGCCGGAAGGUAGCUCUCACCAUCAGCAAUGUCUCCUUCUCUUUGUACAAAGAGAUGGCCCAGCAGUCAAGAUACGAAAGUAUUUUAUUCUCCCCUAUUAGAGUUGUUGCUUCGAUUUUAAUGCUUUCCCUAGGAGCCCAAGGUAAUGUUAGCCAACACAUCCUGGAGGCCCUAAAGCUCAACAAAACGGGCUUGCCUGAAGCUGAGAUCCACAAGUGUUUCCAGUAUCUACUCCACACUGUCAACCAGCCCACAAGUGUAUCCCCACUGAAAAGUGGUAGCAGCAUGUUCGUUCCCCAGGGUCUGAACCUGGUGGACAAAUCUGUGGAGACAAUCAAGGACUUGUACUUCUCUGACGUCAUCUCCAUCAACUUCAGAGACAGCAGUAGGGCCAAGACACAGAUCAACAAUUACAUGAUGAAGAAAACCAACAAGGAAAUCGUAGAGAUGGUCAAGGAGCUGAAGAAUGACACAUUCCUUGCCCUGAUGAACUACAUUGUCUGGAAUGGCAAAAUUAUCAACGACUUUGAUUGUCAGUUCAUCAAGAUGGAGUAUUUCUACACAGGACACAGGUGGGGCAUGAAAUUACCGAUGGUCAAUAACGUGGGUGUGUAUCAUCUGUUCCAAGUCAGUGAUCUGUCUAGCACGGUGCUGAUUCAGAGCAACAACCAAGGCAGUGCCGUAGCCUACUUCAUCAUACCUGAUGAUAUGAAGUUGCACGAGGUAGAGCAGAGACUGACCUACCCACACUUUCGCCGGAUGGUGCAACAAUUUAGCCUAAGGGCGGUCAAGGUACACAUACCCAUAUUGUCACUGUCUGAGACCCACAGUGUGGAGUCAAUGAUGGACCUACUAGGAAUCACCCCUGAUUUCAACAAGGAAGCCAACAGUUCAGUGAUCAUGCAACACACACCUCAGAAGUCCUUCAAGGUGGUGAGUAAGGCCACGCUGACACUCGAGGGAAAGGGCACAAGACUCACUACAGAUUCAUGCUUCAAAAGCAAACAAUGGUCUGAUGUUCCUCUUGUUAGAGUAAAUAGGCCCUUCAUAAUCUUCAUCCAGGACCCAACAAACAAUGUCCCCAUCUUUUUAGGCAGGGUAGCAAAUCCCAGAAAGUAACUGCUCUUGGGAAUCAGCCCCUCUCCUGAGAGCUGUAUAUCCUUCCCUGAUGACAUUAAACAUGAGAUUCUUUUACCUACACCUGAGUGUCCAGCUAACUUUUCUACUGUUCCUUGAGGUGUGUGGAGACUCAAGGUCACAGCUCAUCUCCAUGUCUCCUGCAUCCAUCUCCAGCACUGAAGGGAGAGGGUCAUAUCCCCUUAUGGUUGCAUUGUGUCAACUUCCUGGGCCCUAUCCUCUCUAUCUUACCGGUGAUUUCCUGAGAAUGGCUAGAGGAGAUGGAGCAGGACCCCAGCCUUUGUCCCUGUCAUAUCUUUCCUGCCAGAGGUGUCUCACAAGUCCCCCAAUGAAAAGGUAGGUCUCCCUGGAUCUUGGCUUCUGUCUUCUCAAGUCAGUCAGGCCUGUGAGCCCAAAGCCACUUACUUUGUUUCCCUCAUCCUUGCUGACCAUGAAACCAUGCUGUACAGAUGGCUCUAAAUGGUCAUAACAAGGACAUGUCACUACAGGAGAAGAACACCUAUCCUUUCCCAUGGUCCCCCUGAGAUCUUCCUGAAGUCAUAUGUACCUUCCCCUACCCCGUCUUCAGACUAUCACUGUAGUAUUCCAAGGGCAACUGUACAUUCGGAGUGGACCUCAGGAUUCACCCUGUCAUGGGGCCAGGC